CGGCGAGGAGCCCACAGAGAUGACCUCCAUGACCUCAGGGGAGGCAGGAGUGUCCUCAUCCGAGGAGUCAGUGGCGGUGCCUCUAAAUGGCACAGAGAGUAGUCCAGCUGCUGUUCAGAGAAAGUCCUUGGUCAAAUCCUACCUGAAAUCCCCACAAGGAAGAUGCGUGUUUGCUGUAGUCUUUGGUACACUUGCAGUUCUGUCUGCUUAUGUUGUAUCCAAGUUAAUCAUGGGUCUGAUGUUCAUCAACGCCUGCCAUAUGGACCCUUUUAUUCCAAUUUAUCUUGUCACAAGUGCUGCCUUAUUUAUCACAUUUGUUAUCAUUCUUAUUAUCAUCAUAGUCAGAUGUCGAAGAGAAGAGAAUGAUGACCGGGUGUCCCCUGCACACCUGGUCACUUUUGUAUAUUUCUUUAUCCACCUGGUUCUUCAGCUAGCAGGAAGUGUAUGUGUAAUCAGAACCAGGAAUCUCUUCAUGGAAGCCAUGCCUGAAGACCAGAUCCUUCGCACUGCUCAGUGCGAUGAACUUCUGUUGACAUACUCCUUUGGAGUUGUUAUUUUCGAGCUCAUCCUUUCAUGCCUGCUGUUCAUUUUUGCAGUGAUCUCCUUGGUGGAGGUAAUCUACAUCGAGUGUUGCCAGGUGAAAAAACAGAAAAAGACUCCAGCAAGUCGAUAA
This is a messenger RNA of Candidula unifasciata, 673 nucleotides long. NCBI's taxonomy places the organism in Eukaryota, Metazoa, Mollusca, Gastropoda, Stylommatophora, Geomitridae. The record is from the annotation of a GenBank genome assembly.